Daphnia carinata is the source of this 1624-nucleotide messenger RNA. It is a transcript of the gene Poxm, whose product is annotated as paired box protein Pax-1-like. Gene Ontology annotation, molecular function: DNA-binding transcription factor activity, RNA polymerase II-specific; RNA polymerase II cis-regulatory region sequence-specific DNA binding. Gene Ontology annotation, biological process: regulation of transcription by RNA polymerase II; anatomical structure development. The transcript has 4 exons. Lineage: Eukaryota; Metazoa; Arthropoda; Branchiopoda; Diplostraca; Daphniidae. The record is from RefSeq and is a predicted model, not a curated record. Bases 259 to 1290 code for a protein of 343 amino acids.
UAUGAAAAGCCAUGUGCUCGGCUUCGGUUCAUUUUGUUACGGAAAUUUUAGCCAUCUUUAAUCGACAGUGAACAGUACCAUAGUGUGUUUUCUUUGGCAAGUGGUUGUUCGGACCGUCGAACUUAUUUUACAACGUGCAAAACCUGAUUAGCUAAACUUUUCCUGGAAUUGGACUCCCGUCGCGUCAACAUAAGAAUUCAGUUUCGGAAACCACAGUUACAAACGGCUAAAGCACAGCGGAACAAUCGCUUCUACAAAAUGGGCGAUACGCAAAUAUCGCAAUAUGGCGAGGUGAAUCAGCUCGGGGGAGUAUUCGUAAAUGGCCGGCCACUGCCUAAUGCAGUUCGAUUGCGCAUAGUUGAAUUGGCUCAACUUGGCAUCCGUCCGUGCGACAUAUCACGCCAGCUAAGAGUCUCCCAUGGAUGUGUCUCGAAAAUACUGGCUCGUUACCACGAAACGGGAUCGAUUUUACCAGGAGCCAUUGGAGGAUCUAAGCCGCGAGUCACUACCCCCAAGGUAGUGGGAUACAUUAAAGAUCUGAAAAGUAAGGAUCCUGGAAUUUUUGCUUGGGAAAUCCGCGAUCGACUUCUAGCCGAUGGAGUUUGCGACAAGUAUAAUGUUCCUUCAGUCAGCUCUAUUUCUCGGAUACUCCGCAACAAAAUUGGAACUAUGGCUCAUCUGACAGGUGUAACGUCUAACAUUACUUCAAUAGGAAAUGGAGUUGUGCAUUACGACAAGCACAGCCACCACCACCAUCCGAUCACAACGUCUGGUGCUGCUAGUCAGACAUCGUCUUCCGUGACGGCUUUAUACAACCCUUUGUACCCACCUUAUUCCACUUACGGCGGAGUUAGUGUCGGGGUCGGUGUCGGCAUUCAUCAUCAGUCGCCGAUCGCAGCGACAAGUAUCGGACAUCACAUGUCACCGCGUAACAAUCCACCUCUAUCGCCAAAUCGCCCAUCUCCGGCCAUAUCGUGGCCUAGUUCUCACAGCGUCACAGACAUCCUUGGUGUCGGUCUCAAUAUAAAUGUCGGACUGGGAUUCCGACCCCCCCAAGCACCACCUAUGACCAUCGCUGCACAAUCAACUCCCAUGUGUGCUGGUUCGGAUGCAUCGAAUGCGCACAACUACAACUACAAUUACAAUUACUACAUGUACCUUCAGUCGUGUAAUUCUGCGGCGACAGGCCAUCAGCAUGGAUCCUCUAGUUCUUUGAUGAACUCGGGUCACAUGAUGGCUAACGGUUCCGGACAAUCCAUUGUCAACAGUGUCCAUGGCAUCACGGCCUAGUCUAAAGCAAUUUACUUCUUCCAAUUCAUUCACUUUGUCUUACUUAACGUGGUUUUUGCGGUUUUUAUGUGGCUUUGUUUUUCGAAAUUUAAAUGUUUGAAAAACUACUUCGCACCUUCGUUUAAUUUUUUCUUCAUUUUGCUUUAUAUCAAUAUCCAAAGCUGUCAUAAUAUCAUAGCAGAUUGCUCGAUACACCUCGAUGAUCAUUGUUAUAUGAUGCUACCUUUAGCCCAAUUCUGCUCGAAGACGUGCCUACAAAAACCAAAUGGGUUUCAUUAGAUUGAAUGUAAUAUUUUGUAUAUGAUGUAAGCGUAAUUACAGAAUUUAUUUUUUA